Coffea eugenioides is the source of this 3798-nucleotide messenger RNA. Its product is annotated as LRR receptor-like serine/threonine-protein kinase FLS2. NCBI's taxonomy places the organism in Eukaryota, Viridiplantae, Streptophyta, Magnoliopsida, Gentianales, Rubiaceae. Gene Ontology annotation, molecular function: protein binding; protein kinase activity; ATP binding. The transcript is spliced from 2 exons. Bases 1 to 3489 code for a protein of 1162 amino acids. Gene Ontology annotation, biological process: protein phosphorylation. The record is from RefSeq and is a predicted model, not a curated record.
AUGACACUUCAAAGAGUCUUUCUUGCAGUGUUUUUACUUUCAACUGUCUUAGUUGGGGUUCUAUCAGUUUCAGAACCAAUCUUGAAAGGUGAAGUUGAGGCAUUGAGAGCAUUUAAAAGCUUGAUCAGAAAUGAUCCACUUGGUGUACUAGAUGAUUGGACUGAUGCCAACCAUCAUUGUAACUGGUCAGGAAUUGCUUGUGAUUCUUCAUUCAAUCAUGUCAUAUCCAUUUCCCUGGUUGACAAGCAGCUCGAAGGUGAAAUCUCUCCAUUCCUGGGCAACCUUUCGAAUCUCCAGGUUCUUGACCUUACUCUGAAUUCAUUUACUGGAAAUAUUCCUCACCAGCUGGGGCUCUGCUCACAGCUUACUGAACUCACCCUAUUUGCAAAUUCUCUCUCUGGUGAAAUUCCACCAGAACUUGGAAACCUUAAUAGUAUACAAGCAAUAGACCUUGGAAGCAAUUUCUUGAAGGGAGCCAUCCCUGAUAGCUUAUUCAACUGUACAUCCUUGUUAGAGCUAAGUCUCAUCUAUAACAAUCUCACUGGCAAAAUACCAGCAAAGAUUGGUAAUUUACUGAAUCUUCAACUUUUUGUAGCAUAUGCAAAUCAGUUGGAGGGUCCUAUACCUGCUUCCAUUGGGAAGAUGCAAGCAUUGCAAUCUCUUGACUUAAGCUUUAACCAAUUAUCUGGAGCAAUACCUCCGGAAAUUGGAAAUCUGACAAGUUUGCAAGCAAUUCAGCUGUUUUCCAACUCUCUGUCUGGGAACAUUCCUGCUGAAUUCGGUCUUUGUUUAAAUCUAGUUGCAAUAAACAUAUAUAUCAAUCAGUUCAGUGGUAGCAUACCUCCUGAACUUGGAAACUUGACCAACUUAGAAUUCUUGCGUCUGUACAGAAAUAAGUUGAACUCCACAAUUCCAAACACGUUAUUCCAGCUCAAAAAAUUGACCCAUUUGGGACUCUCGGAGAAUGAAUUAACUGGAAGAAUAAGUUCUGACGUAGGAUAUUUGAGAUCAUUAGAAGUGCUUACACUCCAUUCCAAUAGGUUCACUGGGAACAUUCCUUCAACCAUAACAAACUUGACCAACUUAACAUAUCUGUCUUUGGGCAUAAAUUCAUUGAAAGGGUCAAUUCCGUCAGAUAUAGGGUUGCUAAAUAAAUUGAAAAAUCUUACUCUGGACAAUAACCUUCUUGAGGGGUCUAUACCCUCUAGCAUUACCAAUUUAAGUCAUCUUCUUGGAACAAGUAUGGCUUACAAUAGACUUACCGGCCUACUGCCUGUAGGGUUGGGACAAUUAUCAAAUCUGACAUUUCUCUCUGUCGGGGGAAACAGACUUUCAGGCCGCAUCCCUGAUGACCUCUUUAACUGCACUAUGCUUCAAGUUCUAGAUCUAAACAAAAACAAUUUCACUGGAAUACUUAGUCCAAAUAUUGGCAGACUGUCCAAUAUCCGGCUUCUCCGACUUGGAGGUAAUUCAUUUCUUGGGUCAAUCCCUGGAGAUAUUGGUAAUCUGAGUCAAGUGAUUGAUUUGCUCCUCCACAAUAAUAGAUUAUCUGGCUCAAUUCCUUCUGAACUCUCAAAACUUGCACUGCUCCAAGGCCUCGCUUUGCAGAACAAUUUGCUGGGAGGUCAAAUUCCAGACAAUCUUUUUGAGCUAAAACAGCUCACAGAUCUUCGGUUACAAAACAACAAGUUCGUUGGUCCAAUCCCAGAAGCUGUCUCUAAUCUCAAGUUACUUUCUUACUUGGAUAUGAGUGAGAACAUGCUUAAUGGAACAAUUCCACAAAGCAUGCAACAACUUGGCCGAUUGAUGAUGCUAGAUCUAUCAAGAAACCUUCUGGCUGGAGCUAUUCCUGGUUUAGUAAUUGCAAGUUUGAAAAAUUUGCAAAUACAACUGAAUCUUUCACACAAUUAUUUCGAGGGACCCAUUCCAGGUGAAAUUGGUCAGUUAGAAAUGGUGCAGGUGAUAGACAUGUCCAGCAACAACUUGUCAGGUAGAAUUCCCGGGACAAUUAAGAACUGCAGAAAUUUGUUCUCCCUGGAUCUUUCUGGAAACCAAUUCAGUGGUAAUCUUCCAGGAGAUAUUUUCAUUCCUCUUGAAGAGCUCUUAAGAUUGAACCUCUCAAGAAAUAAAUUAGAUGGUGAACUUCCUUCUACUUUAGCUAAUCUGACUCAUCUUCAGUCACUAGAUCUUUCCAAAAAUAAGUUCAAUGGCACCAUUCCUGAAAGCCUUGGCAAUCUCUCAACCUUAAAGUUUCUCAACCUUUCCUUUAAUCAGCUUGAAGGCCAUGUACCAGAGACUGGUAUAUUCCGAAACUUGAGUGCCAGUAGUUUGGUUGGGAAUGCAGCCCUUUGUGGAACAAAGCUUGGCAAGCCAUGCAGCACUGGCAAAAAUCUGACUAGUUCAAACCAUUUCAAAAAGAAAACUGUCUUCAUUGUUGUAGCACUGGGACUAGUUUCUAUAAUCUUUGGUUUGUUGCUUCUGAUCUCUGUACUUUAUCGGAACAGAAAGAAGCAAAAAGCGAAAGUAGAAGAGAACUCGGUACCUAAAUAUCCUUCAGCCUUGCCUCUCAAGAGAUAUAAUCAGGAGGAUUUAGACAGUAUAACUACUUCAUUCAGUCAGGAUAACAUCAUUGGCUCCAGCAGUUUAAGCACAGUGUAUAAGGGCAAACUUGAUGAUGGGCAGGCAGUGGCAGUAAAGGUAUUGAAUUUACAGCAGUUUUCAGCUGAGUCAGAUAAAUGUUUUGAUAGGGAAGUCAAGACUUUGAGCCGAUUGAGGCACAGGAAUCUUGUUAAGGUGCUUGGCUAUGCUUGGGAGAGUCGGAAGAUGAAAGCUUUAGUCUUAGAAUAUAUGGAGAAUGGAAGCUUGGACAAACUGAUACAUGACCCUGUAUCUAACAAAUCCAAAUGGACUAUGUCCGACAGCAUCGAUCAAUUGAUCUCGAUUGCCAGUGGAUUGGUGUACUUGCAUUCAGGCUAUGAUUUCCCCAUAGUGCACUGUGACUUGAAACCAGCUAACAUUCUAUUAGAUGGGAAGUUAAUACCCCAUGUGAGCGACUUUGGGACAGCUAGAAUGCUGGGUAUUCAUCUCGAGGAUGGAAAGAGCCUUUCUACAGCAUCAGCAUUUCAAGGAACUAUUGGCUACUUGGCACCAGAGUUUGCAUAUAUGAGAACCAUUACCACAAAAGUGGAUGUAUUUAGCUUUGGCAUAAUAGUGAUGGAGCUGAUUACAAAAAGAAGGCCAACAGGACUUACAGAAGAAGAAGGCUCAUCAAUCACUUUGCCUCAACUAGUACAGAAAGCCCUUAAAAGUGGUACCAAGAGGCUACUUCAAGUUGUGGAUCCUCAUUUAGUUCCCUAUGUCUCAAAGAAGCAGGAGGCAACGGAGGGACUUCUGAAUUUAGCCUUAUCCUGCACCAGUCCAGAUCCCGAGGACCGCCCUGACAUGGAAGAAGUGUUAUCAUGCCUCUCAAAGCUACGUCAACUGUCAUAAGGAUCCUGAAAGUACAGCUCGACACAAAAAUUGCAACUUUUGCCAUCUUUCCUUCGUCAUGGAAAUUGGUAUAAUUGGGCUCAUUAAUACUCUGGAAGAGUGUAUAUUGCUCUAAGAUAGGCGUCCAGGCACUAGUUGCCAGAGAAUCAUAUGUAUAGCCAAUCUACUAUUUGCAGUUUCUAGCAAUUUAUCUUACAUCAGCAGAUUGCAAUUGCAGAAAUAGAAAAGAUUAUAAAGAUACAUGCUUUGGUGAAGAAUGGUUCUUGUACCUGUGAAAGAUGGUAGAACAGGAUUCGGAGGUUGUUAAAA